AUGGCAGACAUAGAAGCCGCAAAAAGGGCCGCUGCUACAGAGGCAGUAAAAAAUCACUACCCAAAAUAUGCGAAGUUCAUCGGUAUUGGGAGUGGAACUACCAUAGUCUAUGUUGUGGAGGCUAUAAAGGCACUUGGGAUCGAGACUUCAGCCACCAGCUUUGUGCCCACCGGAUACCAGUCUAAUCAACUGAUCGUUAAUGCUGGUCUUACGGCUAUUGCAUUUGACGCUUUGCCAGAAGGGACCAUACUGGAUGCUGCGUUUGAUGGGGCUGAUGAGGUGGAUGACGACUUGAACUGCAUCAAGGGUGGUGGAGCGUGCCUCUUCCAGGAGAAACUGGUCGCUCUCCAGGCAAAAGAGUUUAUCUGCGUUGCUGAUUGGCGCAAAAAUCAAAGUCGUCUUCUCACUUCCUGGCCAUCAAUCCCAAUUGAAGUCGCGCCUUUGGCUGCCCGCCGGGUGAUGGAUGAGUUGAAGGUUUUGGGUAGCCCCAACCCUGUUCUAAGACAGGACCCUGUCGCAAAGGCUGGCCCAUUAAAGACUGAUCAGGGAUUUCUUAUCGUCGAUGCGCCGUUCCCAGCUCUGCUUUUGCCUUCCGAUAUCGCUGCAGGAAAGAAGGCAGAAGGUGGUGUCUGGGAGGUAGAAGCCUUGGCCAAUGCUAUAAAUGCCAUAACUGGUGUGUUGGAAGUCGGUUUAUUCUGCGGACCUAACGGUCCCCAAGCUCAGACCAACGGAAGAGCAGGAGGGCAGAAACCUGUUGCGGCCUACUUUGGAAAUACCGAUGGCACGGUUAUUUCAAAGAGGAAGAAGUAG
Trichophyton rubrum CBS 118892 is the source of this 810-nucleotide messenger RNA. Its product is annotated as ribose 5-phosphate isomerase A. NCBI's taxonomy places the organism in Eukaryota, Fungi, Ascomycota, Eurotiomycetes, Onygenales, Arthrodermataceae. Gene Ontology annotation, molecular function: ribose-5-phosphate isomerase activity. Gene Ontology annotation, biological process: D-ribose metabolic process; pentose-phosphate shunt, non-oxidative branch. Bases 1 to 810 code for a protein of 269 amino acids. Gene Ontology annotation, cellular component: intracellular membrane-bounded organelle. The transcript has 2 exons. The record is from RefSeq and is a predicted model, not a curated record.